AGUCACUUUGCACCAUGCAUCUAACGAGAAUACAUCUUUAUCACAAUUUUAUUUGAAUAUCCUUCUUUUUGAUGUGCUUGGUUACGUGAUAAUUGACAAGGAAAGUCGGUGCAUUUAAAUUACCCGUUACUUGUUUUGUGAUAAUUAUUCAUCGUAAGGGCAUUUCUUCUCCAAAUUUUUAGUGCUAAUUCGCCAAUAAAUUAAGUGGAACUCUCGCUAAAGUGGAAUGGAUUACACAUGCCAAUCAAUUCUAAGAACUUAAUUUCGAAAUGCAAGGUAUGUUAUGUAUACCUGAUGGUCACAUACAGACAGGAUCGUCACCACCUUAUAGGAGUGUUCCCCAAACGAGCAUGGACUUAUCUUCAGAACUAGAUUUAAAAACCAAAGACUAUCGAAGAAACCAAAGUAACACUAGCGAUUCCGGUAUAUUAUCGGGAACCGGAAAUUCUACUUCAAUCGAAAUGGAGCGUACGAAUCAUUCGGAAAAUGACGACACUGACAAUCGAAGCAAUAGCAAUUCUCCAGAUCGCAAAUAUUUAUGCCCAAUUUGCGAAACCAUGCUUACAUCCCAACACGAAUUCACUAUCCAUAUCAGAUCUCACAAUAACGAAACGGAAGUGCAGGAUUCAGAGAAAGGCUUCACAUGUCGUAUUUGUUUUAAAGUACUUAGUUCGAACGCGAGUCUAGAUAGACAUAUGCUAAUACACAGCGGAGAGAGACCUUUUACAUGCCAAUACUGUGGGGAUACGUUUACCACCAACGGAAACAUGCACAGGCAUAUGCGAACCCACACCAAUAAAGUUGAAAAUUACGAAUCUGAUGGAAGUACAAAUAGUGUCGGCAGUAGCGGUUCUAAAAUUGAAUACAAUAACAAUAAAAUAACAACGAAGAACGAUGACGGUUUCGUAGAUAAUAAACGGAAGAACUCGAGUUUCGAUUAUGAGGAGCCUUACAAACGUACUCGAAUUAAAUUAGAGAAUACAUUCAACAAUAUUGACGUCCACGUUUAUGGAUGCCCUGUUUGCGAACGUAACGAUUUUAAUUCAAUUGACAUGCUACAGAUUCACCUUGAAGAUAAUCAUCCCGAUUAUCCAGCAAAAUGCAAUAAAUGUAGUCAAACAUUCAACAAUAACAAACUUUUGCACGAACACAGGGUUAUGGUUCAUUUAAACGACGAAAGACUGCAAAAAAGUUCCGUGGUUGGCUUCAAAGAUUUAACGUUUGUCGAUUUUUCCAGUCAAAAGUUCCCGUACAUAGCCAAAUACGAGUGCGAAAAGAACUUACAUAAAGUGACCGGAGGUUUGAAAUUUCAAUGCAGUAAAUGCUCACGAGCGUUUCCCUGUGCCAGCUCCCUUCAAAUUCAUCAGUCGGAUUGCGUUGUCGGUUUAGAUCUGUCCAAAAAGGACGGUACUAACAACAAGAUGAGUCCCGAUUUGCGCCGAAAUGAUUUUUUUGCCAGGCUCGAUUUGCAGGAUAACUCCGUCAAUAAGCACGAACCGACACUUGAGAAGAUAAUUAAAUCUUCCACUGCGCCAUCUGCCGAUGGUAAAGAUUUGGCAGAUAUUCAGACUAUAAUUUCCAUGACUACUAAUGGCACUUUACUGCAGCAACUUCAAGCGAAACCUCACGACGGAAAUUCCAUGUUCCGCUCAUACAGCGAAAAUGACGAGAAUGGAAAGCAAGAAAAUGAUGAAGAAUCCCAGGACUUUUUUGCUGCGGAGUUUAGAAAAAUGAAAGUGCGUGGGGAAUUUCCAUGCCGUCUCUGUACGGCCGUUUUUCCGAAUUUACGUGCACUGAAAGGACACAAUCGUCAGCAUCUUAGCGGAAAUAACAAUGGUACUUAUAGAUGCAAUAUGUGUCCCCAUUCUUCCAUAGAUAAAGCCGCUCUCAUUCGUCAUAUGCGAACGCAUAAUGGUGACCGACCAUAUGAGUGUUCUCUGUGUAACUACGCUUUUACGACGAAAGCAAAUUGCGAGCGACAUUUACGGAAUCGCCAUGCGAAAACAACACGCGAAGAAGUAAAAAAAUCGAUAAUAUAUCACCCGUCGGAAGAUCCGAGUAAUGAAGAAAUUUCGAAAAUGCUGGCUCGCGAAGAUAAAUUAAGCUUGUCUUCGAAAGAAAUCGUAGAAAACAUGCAAGAAAGCACUAAAAUAGCUGGAAAUGACAACUACUUACCGACUCCAGAUCUUCCAAAACUGCUCCCAGACAAACUGUCUUCGAAUGGCCCUUCUGCUUACAAUCUGAAUGCUCACCACUCUCUCGGUCGGCUGGAAAUAAAAAGUAUAAAGCACAAUGAUUCCUCAAACUCAAUCGAAUGUACAACACCAACUAGCGAUCACUUACCAUACAUGCCGCAUUUCAACUUUUCUCCUAAAAUCGCCAACGUUUCAACUCCGCAUAAACAACCCCUGAAAAUAAACGUAAAAAAUUUAGAAACACUACAAAACACCGAAUUUCCCAGCCCGAAGAGUUAUGCCAAACAAGAAGUGAAUCAUUACGAUGUGGAUGUGGAUGAAGAGUCCACAGAUAUGGCUUUAGAUUUGAGUACCAAAAGAACAGAAGUUGCACCAAUAGAAAAUAAACCCGUCACCGAAGACUUACCUCAGGAUCUAUCUAAAAAAUCAACGGAACAACCGCACCACAUGAGCGAAAUCCUUGCAAGGCAGCUGUUAAAAAACACACCAAAGAUCGAUCCUGCCGGACUAUACGCAUCUCAAUUGGCAUUCUACCGGAACGGAUUUUCCGGCCUUCAUGGCUUACCGCCGUGGCCAUUCUCACUAAAUCCGCUAUUUUUCCAAUCGCUUCCCUCGCCUUUAAUACCUCAAGACCCCCAAGAAAUCAAAGAACGUUUACAAAGACUGCAAUUAUGCGGAGGUGGUAUGGUCAUGGACAACUUUACUGAACGACUAAAAAGUUUCCAACAGCCGCCGCCUAGUCCCGCCAUAAACUCGUUCAAUUACGCAAUGAACGAGGUCAAACCUGAACUGAAUUCGCACGAUUUCGCCAACAAGUCCGAAGAACUGAAACCUCUAAGUCUGUCUGUUGAACCUAACCUAUCCGAUAACAUAAUGAAAAUGCAAAAUCCUCUUUCGACAAGCAAACCCGAUCAGUUAGGAUCUCCCAAUUCGGUCAAAAUGGUGAUCAAGAACGGCGUGCUCAUGCCUAAACAAAAGCAAAGGCGGUAUCGUACAGAACGGCCCUUCUCAUGCGAAUACUGCUCUGCAAGAUUUACCUUGAGGUCGAACAUGGAACGUCACAUAAAGCAACAACACCCACAGUAUUGGUCUCAGCGACAGAGAACCAACCUCGGUGGUGGAACUCGCAAGUCGAGCAACGGUACCCCUCGAAAUAAUUUUAAUAACAUAAGUAUUCCCAAUUAUGAAACUCCCAUCAAAUCCGAAUACAACGACAUUAAAGACAAUCACAUAUCAGCGAAACUCAAGUACGCCAUCUUAGCGCAACACUUGAAGGAUUACAAGACAUCGAAUAAGCGUAGCAAGGAUCAUGAAGACGAAGAUUACCCCCUAAUUAUAGACGAGAACGAGGAGAAGUGCGAAAACUUAUCCGUUUCGACUCACGAAAGCGCCAAUCGAAUACUGAAUGAUAACUCGGAGAACGCUCCAAGCACAAAUUUUAAUAAAAACGAAGACGCUCAAGAUUUGGUUUCCGUAUCUCGUUUAUUGGAUAAUGCUUCUCAGCAACCGUUUAAGGAGUAUUUCCAUAGAGAUGCCGAAGGACGGGAAGGAGUUAUUAGCGAGGAGGACGAGGAGGGUUUGAUUGCCAGUAGCAGUACAAGUGACGGAAAUAACUCGGGGACUGAUGAAAAUAGAUCGGAGUACGAAAACACAACGGCUCAACUUCCCGCCAAGAAAAAAUCUGCGUAUUCCUUAGCGCCCAACCGUGUCAGUUGUCCGUACUGCCAACGCAAAUUUCCAUGGACGUCUUCCUUACGCAGACACGUAUUAACACACACCGGCCAAAAGCCAUUCAAGUGCAGUCAUUGUCCGCUAUUGUUUACCACCAAAUCAAAUUGUGACCGCCACUUGUUGCGUAAGCAUGGCAAUUCUGCAAGUGCCAUCAGUAACGACCCCGCCAACGUGAACAGUAAUUACAUGAUGCGAAACGUACCAGAACGGCCAUUUAAAUGCUCCAGCUGUCCCAGCAGCACGUUUUCCACAUACUCGAACCUAAAGAAGCACAUAAGCUGUAAACACUCAUUCCAAAACAUCCCAAGCGACGACGCGCGAUCUCAAGUUUCCACAGGAUACGAAGCGGGCAGCUCCGAGGACGAAAAAAUGCCGCCCAACGACCCAAAAACUGAUUGGGACAAACAGAUUACAACCAACAACAAAUCAGAAAUUCAAAAUCACCUGCAAAAUUCAGAGUUGCCUUUCAAAUGCCAUCUGUGUGACAGUUCUUUUGGGGAGCGAAGUGAUGCUUUAGAUCACAUUAAAGAGAGGCACCAGUCCGAGUACGAACUGCUCCUGUCAAAAAACGCCCUCGAUGCCAACGCGACCACGCCCGAUGAAAAUCCCAACCACGACGAAAAUGAGGACAACGAAGUUCGGGGAAAGUUUCCCGAUUAUGCCAAUCGAAAAGUGAUAUGCGCGUUUUGUAUGCGACGUUUUUGGUCCGCCGAAGACCUGAGACGCCAUAUGCGAACGCAUACCGGAGAACGUCCCUUUAGUUGCGACAUCUGCCAUCGUAGAUUCACGCUGAAGCACAGCAUGUUGCGGCACCGCAAGAAGCACAACGUCACAUUCGAAAUCGACAACGUCAACAGCGACGAGGACGUUAACAACGCCCACCCCGCGCCCUCUUUUAAUAAGUUUGUGAAGGGUAACAACAACAAUUUAGUAGGUAAGUCUGUAGAGAAAACGGAUGAGUCUGAUGGUGCGGAAGGUAGUGAUUUGAUUAGUAAUUUAUUAGGUAUUAGAGAUCGUUCUAUUAUCGAUCAGGUUUUAACUUCUUCUGCAGACGAUGCUGCUAAAUUGUUGGGUGUUAAGGGUGGUGAGCAAGAGUAGACUUUUAAAAGCUGGACCUGUUGUACUUAUUGCAAGCUCUAGUCAUAAUUCCAUUGACAAUGUGACACUUCUCAAGCUAGCGCUUGUGAAGUUUCACAUAGAACAAUUUAGAAGUUAUUGAAGACGAAUGCUGUAGCAUUUUGUAGCCAUUUGGUAUUUAAAUGUAGAAGAUUUUAGUAUUGACUGCAUUAGUGUGUUGUUUUUAAGUUUUAAUUGAAAGUUAUUGGGUAGUAAACAUAUAUUUAUUUUAUAACUAUAAUUUUUGUACAUAUCUAUAUGCAAGUACAGCCUAGUAAACCAAAUAUUAACGGCAAAUGGUACGACGGUAUUGGUCAGUAGAUCGGGACGCGGUAAUACAUAUAGAAAUCAAAAUUUUGUACAAAAUUAUAUUUUUAUUAUUUAUUUAUAAGAUGUAAUCUGCAUUCCUUUGUGAGAAUUAAUCUCCCUAAAUUAUAUACUUUGUAAGUGUGGUUGUUUUGUGAUACUAGCCGAAUUUACUGUAUUAAGUUAAUCUCGCGAAUUAUAUUUUAGUCCUAUCAUUUGCCUUAUAAGAUUUUUUUAUAUACAUAAUAAUAUGUAACAUGUUAGUUAUAUAGAUUGAUUGAAAAAUUGCUCUUAUAGAGUUAUUUUAAAGUAAGGGUUGAACUACGUAGUAUCAGUGUUUUGCCUUAUCUUAACUAAAGUGUCUUAUAAAUGCCUUUAGAAUUGCGACUGUACACUGUAAACAAGCAAUAUAUAUCGAAUGUAUUAACUUCCUGUAAAUUCAAUAUAGAUGAUGUAAAAAUAUGUGCUUCAAAAGCGACAUCACUAUCAAAAGUUCUCUAGAUGUACGCAUGAGUAUUUCUAGACUUAUUAUUAUAUUUAAAUGACACAUAAUUAUCACCGUCUUUUGGAAGUGCACUUAUAUAAAACUUAGAAUGCCUUAAGAUUUUUUACAAUUAUCUUGUCCACGCGUUUCAAACAAAGAGGUGAGCACGAGAGGUUUUUAUUCUUUUGAUAAUUUUUGAAAUUGAUGUUAGAUCGUAUGAAAAUUUUGGUCACAUUGUACUUGUAAAUGAUAAUCGGUAAUCAUGUAAAUUAUUUAUUUUUUAAAAUAUCAUUUUAAACAAAUUUCGUCCGACUUAUGUUCUACUUAGAAUUAUAUUAUUGCUUGGUAUCUCUGUGUAUUUGUUCAAAUAUCUUAUUUUUCAAUAAAUGAUGCUCAAUAGAAACGAAAA
Photinus pyralis (common eastern firefly) is the source of this 6241-nucleotide messenger RNA. RefSeq names its product ras-responsive element-binding protein 1 (gene peb). Gene Ontology annotation, biological process: regulation of transcription by RNA polymerase II. Lineage: Eukaryota; Metazoa; Arthropoda; Insecta; Coleoptera; Lampyridae. The transcript has 4 exons. Gene Ontology annotation, molecular function: DNA-binding transcription activator activity, RNA polymerase II-specific; RNA polymerase II cis-regulatory region sequence-specific DNA binding; zinc ion binding. Gene Ontology annotation, cellular component: nucleus. The record is from RefSeq and is a predicted model, not a curated record. Bases 270 to 5024 code for a protein of 1584 amino acids.